GAAGCGAGCGCACGUCUGUAUAAAAGCGCGAGAGCGCGUUGCUCGAGGCAUAUUUCGACUUCUCGUCAGCCUCGAUUACGAGCCUGAAACCUCGCAUCUUCGUGGACGCGACUCCCCGAAUCGAACAGCAGUGAUGGCCCUGUUUCCAGUGCUGUACGGCGACAACUGGGGUCCCUCCGACUUCGCCCGGCGGUUCUUCAACGACGACUUCGGACGCACCUUCCUCGACGGUGAGCUGUUCGACCCUCCGUUCUUCCACCAGCGAUUUUACCUGGAACCCAGCCGGUUGGGCCGUGCCGCUGCCGAACUCCAGAACCGGACCGGCGAUGCGGUUGCCUGCACUGGCGACAAGUUCGCCAUCAACGUGGACACCCGGCACUUCUCGCC
Messenger RNA from Rhipicephalus microplus (southern cattle tick), 387 nucleotides. Its product is annotated as alpha-crystallin B chain-like. NCBI's taxonomy places the organism in Eukaryota, Metazoa, Arthropoda, Arachnida, Ixodida, Ixodidae. The record is from RefSeq and is a predicted model, not a curated record.